AUGUUUCGACAACAACAGCAGCAACAGCAACAGCAACAAGGAAGACCAACUGACAAUGCUCCCAGAGCGGGAUCAAUAGUCGGUGAUGGAGUUCAUGAGAUGAUCGCAGAAGAGUCCGAAUCACAAAACUCUGGAGGCUCGGACUCGGAAUCAGAUACCAUGAGCAACGCGACUCCCAAGCAGUCUCCCCGCUCGUCCCUUCGAAAGUCAUCCUCUCCCAAAAAGUCCAAAAAGAAAUCCAAAAAAGGUUCCAAAAAGCUCAAAAAGGGUUUCAAAAAGGCAUUCAAGAUGGCAGCCACACCGGUCAUGGCAACCGGAAAUGCGGUUUCCCACACGGCUUCCAUGGCAUCCAAUCGCAUGACCAGCACGGCCAGCAACUUUGUCACCAAAGUGACGGGUGACCAGCAUCACAUUUUUGAUCAACCUUACAAAUCGGACCACGACCGUAGCCAUGAAUCAUCAUCUUACAACAAUAACAACAACACCAAGGGCGACAAGAAAUCCAAAAAGGAAUCCAAAAAGAAAAAGAAGGAUUAUGUGGCCGACAGUGAUGACGAUGACCUACUAGACCUUGACGUGGAAGUGGAUGGAAUGGAUAAUAAUACUGUUUCCAUGGUCAAGUACGAAAAGGUCAAGGGCCGAUUGAUAGAUAAAUCACAUUUGGUGGAUACCUUGCUCAGCAAGAUUCAACUGCUGCAGGAAACCAUUGCCGAAAAGGAUGAAGUCAUCUUGAGGCUCCAAAAUUUGGACAUUUUGGCAAGCACGAUUCGAGAAAAAGAGGAAAUUAUUCGGAAAUUGAUGGCCAAUGAAAAGGUUGACCAGUCGCUACUAACGGUAGACUCGAAGAGUAAUGCCGACGUACUCUCGCACAUUCGGACCAAGAAGAUGGACUUGGAGCUUCAUCGACAGUCCUACCGACGUCUUUCCACCGACGAUGCCGAAACCAUGCUUGGAGGGGAAGACUCCUCGGAACGCAAUGAUGAUACCUUUAUUGCUUGGCAGCGACUGGACAACGAACUCAAAUCUGGAAGAGGCGUACGAUCGGUUCCAAUGCUGCCACAAGGAGAAAUGUCACGGGCGACCUCGGCCCAACUUGAAAGAAGUAACAGAUUGGAGUCGAGUGAUGUCUUGCACAAAAUGCGCAAGGCAAACAAGAAGAAGAACAGUCCCAAGAAAAAGGGGGCUGAACCAUGGAAGGCCAUGCAUACAUUCUUAAUGCCACACUUUGAGAGGACUGUGGCCGAGAAAACGUUGAUCUCCAAGGCAUUGCUGCAAAACUACAUCUUUGAGAGUCUCGGUCCGGCGAAAAUGGACACAUUUAUUCAGGCCUUUGACGAGGUCCAGUUCAAAAAGGGCGAUGUCAUUAUGCAACAGGGCGAGAAAGUGGAUCACUAUUACAUUGUUGCCGAAGGUGAAAUUUCCAUCGAAAAGAAUGACGAAACCAAACGACAUGGACCCGCAACGGGUUUUGGAGCCACAGCUUUGCUCUAUGCCUCGCCGCCAAAGACGACAGUCAUUGCGGAAUCGGAACCAACCAAGAUGUUUCGAGUUGACGAAAAGACCUUUCGCUACACCAUGAAGCGGACCGUCAAGGAAACAAAUCGGCAAAAGAUGACCCUCCUCAGGGAUAUUCCAGAGCUCAAAAGCUUUGAUGCUGCGGAUCUGCAACGCCUUUGUGAUAACAUGCUUGAUCGCAAGUUUGCCAAGGGCGAAGAAGUCAUUUCACAGGAUCAAUCAACACCUACCUUUUAUGUGGUCAUGAGCGGAGCCAUGACGGUCACAGCGAACAAUUCCCCGUUGUUCAAGGAUGGGGAUUCCGAAAAGGUCAUCAAAAAGGGUGGUUGCUUUGGACUGGAGGCACUCACGAAAACCUCAUCCAGCCCAAUAGCAAGCCUCGUAGGUCAGAAAGCUGGUUGGUGUUUUGGGAUUGAUUCUGCCACUUUUGAAAAAGUCUUGGGAAAAUAUUCGGUCCUCAUCACCAAAACAAAGGACAAGGCUAUCUUGCAACAAGUCAAACUCAUCAAGGAUGCCAAGCUGGAAGAUUCGGUUCUGAACAGCUUAGCCGAAGCAAUUGUACCGCGCUUCUUUGAGGCCGAUUCCAUCAUUCAAGAAAUCGACGAAAUUUGUGACGCGGCACUCUACAUUGUGCGGGAAGGAAGCUGUAUCGUUGACACCAAAACCGUCAAAGCAGGGGAAUUCUUUGGCGAAGACCAACUAUUGGCGGAUAUCAAUAAAUCUGCAGACCCAAAAGGCAAGAUUAUUGCCAAGUUCACUGCCAUGUGCAGUGAAGAUGUUCGGUUUGGUGUUUUGACGUUGACAGAGUGUCGUCUACUCUUUGAUACCGCUGGUGGCCCAAGCUUGCGUCUGGGACUAGAAGCUGGGCCCGGGGAUGCAUUGGGCGGCCGUAAACGAAUGGAUCAUCGUGCCAUCAUUAGAAGACGUUCCAUUGGAAUGUCAAUGGGAGUUGGCGGCAACAGCGGACCCGUCCCAGAAGACUUUAAUCAAGACUUUGUGAAUGAACGGUUAGCCAUUCGAGCAUUCUACAAGGGAUUCAAGACAGAAGUCGACAAGCUACCACGAGAUACUGUCUUGGGAGAGGGUCAGUUUGGACAAGUAUGGAAAGUGACACUUAGGGAAGGCGAGCUGAAAGAAGACUUUGCUCUGAAGAUUCAAGACUUGGGUGAUGCCUACCAAAAUGAGAGUCUAGAAAAUAUCUACCGGGAAAUGAAGGUUAUCAAGCAAUUGCAGCAUCCGUUCAUUGUUGAUUUGAUUGACUCAAAGGAGACCGAUACGGCGAGUUAUAUGCUAAUGACACUGUGCACUGGGGGCGAGUUGUGGAGCGUUGUACACAAAAAGAAUGACGACGGAAAAUGGCAAUCAGGUAUGAAUGACGCUGACGCCAAGUUCUACUCCAUUAUCAUUGCCGACACAUUGGCCUACAUGCAUCGGAAGAAUGUUCUAUUCCGUGACCUGAAACCGGAGAAUGUCCUUUUGGAUGCCGGAGGGUAUCCAAAUAUCAUUGACUUUGGAUUUGCCAAAAUCACGACUGAGAAGACCUAUACGCUAUGCGGUACUCCAAACUACAUGGCUCCAGAAAUUAUUUUGAUCAGCGGCCAUCAUGUCGGUGCUGAUCAUUGGGCACUUGGAAUUAUGAUCUACGAACUGCUCUCGGGCGAGCACCCAUUCUACUACGAAGGCUUGAACAAUGCCGAAUUAUUUGACCUUGUGACGAAAACGGAGGCUUUCCCUUGCGAAAAGGCAUCCCCAGAAGCACAGUCCCUGAUGAAUGGACUUCUCGAAAAGGAUCCUACCCAACGGCUGGGUGUGCUGGCUGGGAAGGAACGAGAUAUUCUUAGACAUGCUUGGUUCAAGGAUCUCGAUUUGGUUAAAGUGAGAAAACGAGAACUGAAGGCUCCUUGGAUUCCUCCUCCUCCAUAG
Cylindrotheca closterium is the source of this 3438-nucleotide messenger RNA. NCBI's taxonomy places the organism in Eukaryota, Bacillariophyta, Bacillariophyceae, Bacillariales, Bacillariaceae. The record is from the annotation of a GenBank genome assembly.